Messenger RNA from Gekko japonicus, 3614 nucleotides. RefSeq names its product rho guanine nucleotide exchange factor 17-like. The coding region runs from base 1 to 2853 and encodes 950 amino acids. NCBI's taxonomy places the organism in Eukaryota, Metazoa, Chordata, Lepidosauria, Squamata, Gekkonidae. The record is from RefSeq and is a predicted model, not a curated record. Gene Ontology annotation, biological process: actin cytoskeleton organization. Gene Ontology annotation, molecular function: protein binding; guanyl-nucleotide exchange factor activity. The transcript is spliced from 20 exons.
AUGGAGACGGACAAGCCCUCCCCCGGGAACCGCAUGCUGCAGAUGGUCAGGACCCUUGCCCAGUUCACAAUCGCAUUGGAAGACAUGCGAGAACUCGGGGACGCCGCCGACACCACCUUGAGCCCCCCUUCCUUGGUCGGGGGAGCGGCCGAGGAGACCCCGGAGAAGAACAGCAGCAGCCCGACGAAGAACGGCACGGCAGAGUUUUCCAAGGAAAUCCUGGUGAACAUUUACUCCGCCUACAUCGAUAACUUUCUCAACGCCAAAGAUGCCGUGAGGAUCGCCAAAGAAGCCAGGCCGGCGUUCAUGAAGUUCCUGGAGCAAAGCAUGAGGGAGAACAAGGAGAAACAGGCGCUCUCGGACCUCAUGAUCAAACCGGUGCAACGGAUCCCGCGAUAUGAGCUUCUGGUCAAGGACCUCCUGAAACACACGCCAGAGGAGCACCCCGACCACCCGUUCUUGAUGGAAGCCCAACGGAGCAUCAAGCAGGUGGCUGAGCGGAUCAACAAGGGGAUGAAGAGCGCCGAGGAGGUGGAGCGGAACGCCCGGAUCGUGCAGGAGAUCGAGUCGCACAUAGAAGGGAUGGAGGACCUUCAGGCUCCGCUGCGGAAGUUCCUGCGCCAAGAGAUGGUGGUGGAACUGAAAGCCAUCGGGGGCAAGAAGGACCGCUCUCUGUUUCUCUUCACGGACCUGCUGGUUUGCACCACGCUGAAGCGGAAGUCUGGGUCUCUGCGGCGCAGCUCCAUGAGCCUUUACACGGCAGCCAGCGUGAUUGACACCACCAGCAAGUACAAACUGAUCUGGAAGAUGCCCCUGGAAGAUUUCGCUCUCGUUUCAGGGGCCUCUCAGUCCACCAACCGCGAGAGCAUCCAGAAGUCCAUCUGCCGCCUGGACGAAGACCUGAGCACCCUCAGCCAAGUCAGCAAGCUCUCCGAGACCCUCAGCUUCCCCCAUCAGACCCUGGACGACGUCAUCAAAGACCUGAUGGCCUCCAUCCACCGGGAGCUGGCCGAGAAGCAGUCGCUCUCCUUCACCAUGUCGUUCCCGCCCAACAAGAUGGAGCUCACCGUCUCCAAGGCCGACGGCAACGAGUCCUACAUCUUCGAGUUCCCCAACCCCGACGCGCGCCAGAGCUUCGAGCAGGCCUUUGAGGACACCAAGAAGAAGCUCGCUUCCAACAAAAAUUGCCUGGAUCCUGAGUUCCUAAAGGCGAUCCCCAUCAUGAAAACGAGGAGUGGGAUGCAGUUCUCCUGCGCCUCCCCCAGCCAUGGCAGUCCGGAGAACGCCUCCGAGGUGUGGGUGUGCAACAGCGAUGGCUACGUCGGGCAGGUCUGCCUCCUUAGCGUCAGGAAGGAGCCCAUCGUGGAAGCCUGCAUCGCCGUCUGCUCGGCCCGGAUCCUGUGCAUCGCCUCCGUGCCCGGACUGAAGAGAACGUUCCGGGAGCGUCCGGAGUGUUUGACCAGCCCGUCCUCCGACCCGGCCCAUGCCACGCCGGAUGAGGCCGGACCACAGCAGUGUUUGCACAUCUCCAUUUCUGGGUCUUCGCUGGAGCUCUCGGAACCGAUGGACAGCGGCAAUCGGGAGCUGGUGCCCUUCGACAGCGACGACACCGACGACGAAUCCUCGCCGAGUCCCUCCGGAACCCUCCAGAGCCAGGCCAGCCAUUCCACCAUCUCCUCCAGCUUCGGAAAUGAGGAGAUCCCGAGCUCUAAAGACGUGACGGCGGAAACCACUAGCUCGGAAGAGGAGCAGGAGCCGGCCGCCUUCCUCCCCAUCGCCAGCACUUUCGUACAGAACAGGAACAGCGAGAGCCCCAUGGACGGCCGGGCCAUGAGGCGGUCGAGUCGAGGGUCCUUCACCCGGGGCAGCCUGGAAGAGCUGUUGAGCAUCGACCCGGAGGCCUAUCAGAGCUCUAUGUGGCUGGGGACUGAGGAUGGCUGCAUCCACGUCUACCAAUCCUCGGACAACAUCCGCAACAGGAAGAACAGCAUGAAGAUGCAACACGGCGCUUCAGUGACGUGCAUCUUGUUUCUCGACAACCAGGUGUUUGUAUCGCUGGCCAAUGGCGAACUCAUUGCCUAUCAAAGAGAAGCAGGCCGUUUCUGGGACUCUCAGAACUCCAAGUCCGUCGCCUUGGGCUCCCCGGGCAGCCCCGUGACGAAGAUGGUGGCCGUGGCGGGGAAGCUGUGGUGCGGGUGCCAGAACCGCGUCGUCGUCUUGAGCACGUCUGCCCUGCAGCAGGAGCAUUCCUUCCAUGUCGGCCAAGACGGCAGCCGCAGCGUCACCUCCCUGGUGAGCUCCAGCGUGGGCGUCUGGGUGACCCUCCAGGGCAGCGCCCAGGUGCGGCUCUACCAUCCCGCCAGCUACGAGCAACUAGCGGAAGUGGAUGUCACCCCGCCAGUCCACAAGAUGUUGGCAGGGUCGGACGCCAUCAUCCGUCAGCACAAGGCCGCCUGCUUGCGGAUCACCGCCCUCCUGGCGUGCAAGGACCUGCUAUGGAUCGGGACCAGCGCGGGGGUGGUGCUGACGCUCUCCAUCACGGCCAACGCCGCCUCCUCGAAGACUCCGCCGUUGCCGGUGGGCCUCUCCCAGGGACACACGGGCCACGUUCGGUUCCUCACUGCCAUCGAGCUGCCGGAAGGUUUCGAUGUCCUCUUCCCCUUGCCCAGGGACACAGGUACGGAGAAGUCCAACGACAUGGAGAGACGCGACUCCACGAGACACAGGCCUCCCAAGUCGAAGAUGCUUGUGAUCAGCGGCGGAGACGGUUACGAAGACUUCCGGCUCACCAACAGCAGUGAGACGGUGGGACGGGACGACAGCACAAACCACUUGCUGCUCUGGAGGGUCUGAGCGUCGGAGUGGGGUGUGGGCCCCCUCUGGGGACAGCGAGAGAGCGCUUCGGUCCCGUCCUCGCCCGUUCACACACGCACACGUACCGCUCGUCUCCGUGUCUCAUCUCCCAUCUUGGCUGUCUCGAAUGGGUGCGCGUGGCCGCCUUCCGGAUCCGCCGCGCGGAGAGAGCGACGCCUCUGCGGCGCGUUGUGUACAGAUUUCCCCUGAUCCCCGCUCCCAGACAGAUCCGUGUUGCACAGUUUGCGCUUGCUGCCAUGUUUUGAGUGUAAGCGCAUGUGUGAGAGAUAGGAGGCGAGAGCACGGGGUGGGUAGGGGGCGCUCAUGAUACCUUGGGUCCGCCUGAAGGUCCCAAGAGAGGAAGAAAGAAAGAGGGACAAUCUAGGAAGCCGGCCCUUGCGUGAGAAAAAGAUUGUCUGCUUCUUGUGUUUCGCUUGGUAAGAAACCUCCCGACUAAACCAGCCAACCAGGAGCCGUUGGGUGUUUUGGCGCCCGCACUUUGAGGCCAACAGUGGAUUGUGUCAACGGAACGCCCCUUGGACAACCACCACUGUUAGCACAUUCACCCCAUGGAUUGGACACUGUAUCCCCCACCCUUUGGUUGCCUCGCACCAUCUUCCCUUGGACAUUAAUGUAGCCACCUCCACUCAGCGCCACCAUGAUAUUCCAUCCAUGUAGCCAGCACCAGUCAACCUUUCCCAGGAUUCUCACGAGAACCACUCCACGACAUCACCAUGCCAACAUCAUGGACUCUCUCCCUC